CGUGAUAGGUCCCUCUAGUAUCACGAAAUGGCACGAACCGCGCCCACUUCUUUGUAAAUCUAGUCCUAACACUAUACAUAUGAGCAUGUUUGUACAUAGAAAAGGGAAAACUACAUGGAUAAGAAUAAAAAGCUGCUGAGGCAUAUCUUUGAACUCUCAGCCAUGGACAUGAAAGGAGAUGCUACUAGUAGCAGCAGCAGUAGCAGAGUUUGUGUGAUGGAUGGUACAGGAUGUGUGGGCUCCACUCUCGUCCGACGCCUUCUUCUCCGAGGAUACACAGUCCAUGCUGCUCUGCAGACACAUGAUGAUGAAAUGAUGAAAUCUUUUAAGAGGAAAUAUGCUGAAGAAAUCAGUAGCAGCAGACUGAGAGUUUUCCAGACAGACCUUUUGGAUUAUCACAGCAUAUUGGAGGCAGUGAAGGGAUGUUAUGGCUUGUUUUACACUUUUGAGCCUCCAUAUGAUUAUGCUUCUUAUGAUGAAUUCAUGGGGGAAAUUGAGGUGAGAGCUGCACACAACGUGGUGGAAGCUUGCACGCACACCACCACCAUAGACAAAGUAGUUUUCACAUCCUCUGCCACAGCAGUGGUGUGGGCCCGGGGCUCCCUCCACCCUCUCGACGAAAGAAACUGGAGUGACAUCAGCCUCUGCAAGAACCUUAAGGUACCCAAAUCGACAACACUAACUAUGCUUUGGAGGAACAGAGCUAAGAAGGGAAGGAAAAAUAACUUUUCCAAAAUGGGAGGAAAACUUUUCAAUCUUCAUUAUGAAAUUUACCCUUUCAUUCUUCUUUCAAUUUUUAAAAUUGAGCAAAAAUUAAAGAGUAAAUUUGUACCAGUAUAAAUUAAUUUUUUAUCCAAUGUUUCUUUAUUCCUUUUGUAUUUUACCUCAAUCCAACCAUGAUGAAGGUACUAAAAAGAGAGGAACUUAGUUCUUUCCCCCUACUUAUUUUUCCACUCCUCAUGGAAAAUGCCCAAACAUAGCUUAAAAUGCAUACAGUUGAACACUUCAUAAAACUGUUGUUACAAUUGGCCCAAAAUAAUGUGCAGUUAUGGCACGGUCUGUCAAAGACAGUGGCAGAGAAGGCAGCAUGGGCAUUGGCGAUGGACAGAGGGGUAAACAUGGUGUCCAUUAAUGGAGGCUUGUUAAUCAGCCCUUGUUUGAGCAUUAAAGAUCCAUACCUGAGAGGAGCAGCGGAGAUGUACGAAGGUGGGUUCUUGGUAGCGGUGGAUUUAAGAUUCUUGGUUGAUGCUCACAUUUGUGUCUUUGAGGAUGUUUCGUCUUAUGGAAGAUACCUAUGCUUCAAUCACGUCAUCAAAUGCAGCCAAGACACUGCUAUGCUUGCAAAAAUGCUUUUAGCAGUAACCCCUGCACAACAGCCUCUAUCUGCACACUCUAUUCAGAAGUAAGUCCCCUUCAGAUGUAUGUGUAUGUUGUUUUGUAUCCAAACACGUGUUUCGACCAUAGAGAGCAACAAAAUCCUUGUAGUGCCAUGCCUUCUAGAUUGAGCAUACCGCAAGUUGAAGCUAACCUUAGUAGAAAAGUUUGUUCCAUGUGCAAUUCCCAUUUUUAAACCUUUGAAACAUUAACACAUUCAUCUUACUUUCAUCUGUAAUAGUAUUUCAUUUUGUAAACAUGAAAUUGGAAAAUUAAGCUCACAUCCAAUAAAAGAAAAGAAAUUGGAUUAUCUACU
This is a messenger RNA of Cuscuta campestris, 1690 nucleotides long. NCBI's taxonomy places the organism in Eukaryota, Viridiplantae, Streptophyta, Magnoliopsida, Solanales, Convolvulaceae. The record is from the annotation of a GenBank genome assembly.